AUGGCGCAACGGAACCUUCCUGAACUUCCAUAUGAGAUCAUCUCUGCCCAUAUCCUCCCUAGGCUCCCUGUCAAAUCCCUGAUGAGGUUCAAGUCUGUCUGUAAGUCAUGGCUUCGACGAAUCGAAGACAAGGCUUUCGUCCAUGCACACUACAGCAUGUCAAAGCAGAAGCCAUUGCUUCUCUACGACGCCUUCGCCUCUCCCCACCUACCACCCAAGCUCUACUCCCUGUUGGACAAGCACAACCCUUCAUUCAAAACCAUUCCCUCUCAACUCUUCCCCCUCCGUUCCUUUCGCAUCCAGUCCAUCUGCCGUGGUCUAAUCUGCCUUGAAGGCUCCUAUCCUCCCCACCAAAUUCAACUCAUCAACAUUGCUACUGGCCGCUUCCUUCCUCUCCCCCAUUCGUCCACUGCAUGCCUGUGCAACAGCGUCUACCACUUGCUAUAUGAUCCUUCACUCAGUGCCUUCAAGUUGCUUCACAUGUUCCAUGACCAAGGGGAGAUUUUCACGGUUGGAAGAGAUCGGUCGUGGAGGAAGAUCCCUGAUACAGCCGAGGGAUUGGUCUUCGUCCGCAGCGGCGAUCUCCGGCAGCCGAACGUGAACGGAGUCUUUCAUUGGAUUAACAAGUGUUAUGACUGCAGCUAUGACUACCAUGAAGAAUCUAUAACAGCCUUUAACGUUGUCGACGAGACGGUCAACGAGAUGGCCAGCCCGAAGACAUGCCCUGAUCAGGAUAAGACCUGCUGGAAGCUUCACAAGGCGUGCUUAGAUGAGGUUGGAGGGUUUCUGAAUUAUCUGCACUUGGGUCGCUGCUGUGACUCCUUGGACGUGUGGGUGCUGAAGGACUACGCUGGUCAGGUGUGGAUCAAGGAGUACAGCGUCGCCGUGAGUUUCAUUCCCCGGAAGUUGCGGAAGGGACAAUUCAAGAUGGUUCGGACGGGUGCAGCUGGUGAAGAAGUUCUGAUUGUGGCCGCGAAUCGUGGUGUUUCUCUCAUGGCAUCUUUCAAUCUCUUGUCUCAAACGUUUCAUGAGUUCAGAGGCGAAGGCUUCGCGUUGGAGGCUACUUUCCAUAUGUUUAUGUAUGAGGGAAGUCUCUAUGGAAAUUAA
Messenger RNA from Nymphaea colorata (pocket water lily), 1107 nucleotides. Its product is annotated as F-box protein At5g49610-like. The transcript has a single exon. The coding region runs from base 1 to 1107 and encodes 368 amino acids. Lineage: Eukaryota; Viridiplantae; Streptophyta; Magnoliopsida; Nymphaeales; Nymphaeaceae. Gene Ontology annotation, molecular function: protein binding. The record is from RefSeq and is a predicted model, not a curated record.